This is a messenger RNA of Oryzias latipes (Japanese medaka), 2532 nucleotides long. It is a transcript of the gene tcf25, whose product is annotated as TCF25 ribosome quality control complex subunit. The record is from RefSeq and is a predicted model, not a curated record. Lineage: Eukaryota; Metazoa; Chordata; Actinopteri; Beloniformes; Adrianichthyidae. Gene Ontology annotation, molecular function: protein binding. Gene Ontology annotation, cellular component: RQC complex.
AGAAGAAGAAGAAGAAACCAAUAGUAUUCAUCAGGUUAUGGGUGUGCUAUAUGUCAGAAGAAAACUCGAUCAAACAGUGAAAAAUUGUGUGACCCAUUUACUGUGAACUAUGUCCACCCGGGCUCUGCGGAGACUGAAAGGAAAACAGAGGGGUCAGGAGGCCUUGGACCUCGGAGAACUAACUUUGGGUGAAAGCCCAGAGGAGCAGGCUGAUGAAGCCGAGGAAGAGCACUUUAACCCUGCUGACGCGUCUCCCUCUUCAGACAACACAGGCAGCACCCGAAAGGGAAAGAAAAACAAAGCUCAGAAAAACUUCACAAACAUCUAUGAACUGAUUGGUGAUCCAGACUAUGAAGGGGAGAAAGUUUCUGCUGAUGAAGAGGCUGACAAACCAGACAAAAAUGUAACAGGUGGCACUGGAAUAAAUGAUAAACAAACCGAGAACCAGGUUCAAAUGUGUGACGGAGUGUCCUCUAAGUCUGCAGACCGAGUUAAAAAGAAGAAGAAAAAGAAGAAGACAAAAGUUGCAUCAAAAGAUGGAGAAGAAGCUUCCUCGGAUAACAUUGAUUUACUUCUGGAGAACUUGGAGCAGUCCAAUGGCGUGAGCUUACAAAAUGAAGAUUGCGGCGGUUUUGAUCGAAGAUCAAUGCUACAUGUGGAGCACAGAAAUCUGAACCCAGAGACUGAGCUGAAGAGAUAUUUUGGGGCUCGAGCCGUCUUAGGGGAUCUAAGACCUCGACAGAGAAACAGGCACUUUCACCGUAGUACGUGGAUGACCAGUCCAAAGGACAGCUGGCCUCGUUUCGCUCGCCCAGGAAUUUCAAUGACCUUACUAGAGACCAAAGAUGGCAUUCAGUACUUCACCUUUGAGCACAGUCGGGACUACCAACAUGUGCAGUUCAAGUUCCUGGAUGCUGUUGAGUCAAUGGAUCCCAACAACAUUGUGGCUCUGCUUCAGCUAAACCCCUACCACAUCGACUCCCUGCUGCAGCUCUCCGAUGUUUGCCGAAUACAGGAGGACCAGGAGAUGGCAAGGGACCUAAUUGAAAGGGCCUUGUUCAGCUUUGAGUGUGCUUUUCAUCCGUUGUUCAGCCUGACGUCAGGCAGCAGUCGGCUGGAUUAUUUGAGACCAGAAAACAGAGCAUUUUUUCUGGCUCUUUAUAAGCACAUGAUGUUCCUGGAGAAAAGAGGAUGUCCACGGACUGCUCUGGAGUACUGCAAAUUCAUUUUAAGCUUAGACCCAGACUCCGAUCCACUCUGCAUGCUCCUGGUCAUUGAUUUCCUGGCAUUGCGUUCCAGAGAGUACAAGUAUCUCCUUCAGAUAUAUCAGGAAUGGGAGGAGCACAGAAAUCUAUCUCAGCUGCCAAACUUUGCAUUCUCCACUGCACUUUGUCAUUUCCAUCUGAGUCAGCAGGAGGAUGUGGAUGCUGAUGAACGAGCAAAACUAAGACAAGAAGCCAACCAGAUUCUGCAGAAUGCACUUAUCAUGUUUCCUGGAGUGUUGAUGCCUUUGCUGGAUCUGUGUACGGUGCAGGCAGACACCGCAGUGACCUCUCAUAGCUUUUUUGGCAUAAAGAAUCAGAUAGGGCAGCUGCCUGCCCUGGCCGAGCUGACGGCUCUAUACGUGGGAAGGACGUACAAUCUGUGGAGGGAGGCACCAGUCAUGCUUUGGUUGGAGGAGUCGGUGAAGGAGGUGCUGCGCAGAGUGGAUGCCAAAGACCCUCUUGUGGAAGACUGCCAAAACAAGAGAAAGCAGAGGUACCAGAGUGCUCCCAGAAAUAUCCAUCGCCAUGUCCUCCUGUCUGAGAUCAAAGAAGCAACGUCAAGUCUUCCCUUAGAGGUAACCACUCAGCCUGUGAUGGGUUUUGAUCCUCUGCCUCCACUGGACUCUGUAAUGUCCUAUGCUCGACCAGAGAGGCAGAAUGCUGGAGCGUCCAAUGAGAGCACGCUGUCGUUGUUUUUCCGAUCUUUGCUUCCAAACUUCAACCUUCAGGGGGGACCCAGGCUGGAGGAUGAGAUGGAGGUGGCUCGAGCUGGUCAGGAGCUCAACCAGGAGGUGAACCGUCUGAUGGUGGCGAUGAGAGACAUGCUCGCCAACAUAAGGUUUCAGGAGCCGCCGAGAGAGGACAAUCCAUACAGAGAUGAAGAGGAAUGGGACUAAAACGGGAGGGAGGCCGUCACUGUUGAGAUGGAUAGACUUGACAUGAGAAGGGAAAACACUGAAAGCCAGAUCAUUUAAGGUCCGUUUAGGUGGUUCUGAAUGUGGGGAGCUUCAAGAACAUUCGGCUUCUUUUGACCUCUCUUAUUUCCCAUUCUAACAGUUUGUACCACAAUGGAAGCAUCUGUUGGGAAGCAUUGUAACGAAUUGUUUCCUCCUUGUGACUGAUAAAGGCCCAUCGCUCCUAUCACUUAAAACCCAUUUAGAUUUGAGAUUGGGACUCGGAAGCACAAUAAAUUCAUGCUGAACACAGUUGUUGCUUUAUCUAAAUAAGAAAAUAGAUGCUGAAUAGGCAAUAAAUUGUUCUAUUUGAG